AUGUCCAACGCAGAGGCCUCGAUCAAUAUUGGUGGCUCCAACGUUCCUAUUACUGUCACGCAACAAAACAUAGAAGUCGCGUCAGUACUUAAAUUUAAACCUUUUGAAGAAUGGGUUUCUACUUUAUCCAACAAAGUUCUUUCUGCAGAUAAGAAAGAACUUGAAGUUAAUAAAAUUGAAAUUCAAAAUGUCGAUUAUUUUGGAUCGAAAAUUGGAUUCAUUAAAUUUAAAGUAGACGCAAAACUCGUUGAAAAUGGGAAAAAUGUGCCUGGAAUUGUUUUUAUGAGAGGUGGUGCAGUCGCGGUAUUACUAAUUCUUCGAUCUAAAGAUCCAAAUGAUCAAACGUUAAAGGAGCACGUUGUUAUUACAUAUCAACCACGUUUGCCUGUUCCUUCGUUUAAUUUCCCUGAGAUACCUGCAGGAAUGCUCGAUGGAUCGGGCAAUUUCGCUGGAAAAGCCAGUGAAGAAAUUAAAGAAGAAACUGGAAUUGAGAUAAAAGACCAAGAUCUAAUUGAUUUGACCGAAUUGGCAUAUGGGGAUAAAUACAGAGGAGCGUAUCCAUCACCCGGUGGUUGUGAUGAAUUCUUAAGAUUAUGCCUAUGUAUUAAGGAAAUGGAUCACAAAGAGGUUAAAAGCUUAGAAGGUAAGCUUUGUGGAUUACGAGAUCACGGAGAAAGUAUUACAGUUGGAUUGGUAGAAUUGGAUCAUCUAUGGAAAAUUCCAGAUAUGAAGGCUUUAUCAGCCCUAACUUUGUAUGAUGCCUUAAAAAAGAAUGGCUAG
Molecule: messenger RNA, 780 nt
Organism: Dentiscutata heterogama
Lineage: Eukaryota; Fungi; Glomeromycota; Glomeromycetes; Diversisporales; Gigasporaceae
Source: the annotation of a GenBank genome assembly